AUGACCGCUCAUGCUGCUUCAACUGCUCGCGAAGCUCAGGCUUCCAAGGCCACAGGUGUACCUCGUGCACGACCCGCUCACGAAGAAGUCGAGUAUGAUUCUGAAGCUGAAACUUUGGUCGAGACUCGUCACGAAGCUGCCCGGCGGCUUCCAGCUAACGAGCCCUGCACGUCUUCUCAGGGCGACAUGAACGCAGCGGUCCGCGCGCAAAAGGCGAAAGAGAUGGAGAACGCGGUCCAACGGUCCGAGUCGCUCAUUGGGGGCGCUGGGCGAAAGGCAUGA
This is a messenger RNA of Alternaria viburni, 282 nucleotides long. RefSeq lists its product as uncharacterized. Lineage: Eukaryota; Fungi; Ascomycota; Dothideomycetes; Pleosporales; Pleosporaceae. The coding region runs from base 1 to 282 and encodes 93 amino acids. The transcript is spliced from 2 exons. The record is from RefSeq and is a predicted model, not a curated record.